AAGAAAGAAAGAAAGAAAGUUCCACGUCUUACAAACUGUUUACUCUCAUUGUCAUGAAGUCAAGGACCGCUCCCUCCCGCAUACGUGGACGAGCGUUUACAUCGUGGUCGCGCCUCACGGCAAGGAGGACAGCGUGUCCGCGCACCGAAGGACCGCGCCGUCGGCCGUCAGCUGUUUGCAGGACUGUACUGUUGUAGCUUCCGACCAUGGAGUCUAGACUCUAGCAGCCUUUCUCCCCCGGAUGGACUGAGACCGGUUGACUGACCGAGUCCGCGCCCCCCGGUGUUGAGGAGGCUGAUGGCGUCCCGCCUGCUGGAGCGUUUGAAGCGCUCGCUCUUCAAGGAGGGCGAGGGGGCGGAGCCUCAGCCACCAGGAAGUGAACAGGAAGCGGAUGGGAGGGAGGAGGAGCGAUGGGAGGCGGAGCUAGCCGAGGAGGAGGAGUGUGUGUCCGAGAGGCUUGGCGGCAUGCUGUGCUUCGACGGAGCAGGAGCAGGAGCAGGAGGAGGAGGAGAGGAGGGAGGAGAGGAGGAGGGCUCAGGGAUAGACAGCGACUCAGACUUCCUGAGCGAGUCCAUGGAGGAGGGGCUUAGCAGCACAGAGACCAGUCCGGUGGGCGGGGCUCAGUUAGGCCCCUCCCCCGCAGCACGCCUGCUGCAGGAGGGCUGGCGGGGGCUCCGGGGGGGCGUGGCCCCGGCCCCCCCCAGCAGGGGGCGGGGGGCGGACCAGCUGCUGUUCGAGGCCACGGACGCCAGCGUGGUGGUGGAGGGCUCCGCCAAAUACGUGCUCUACACCAUCCACGUGGUGCAGGCGGGUGGCAGUGACAAGACCCCGGCCGUCAUCACCAGGCGAUACUCUGACUUCCAGCGGCUCCACGCCACCCUGCGCCGUAACCAUGGAGACCAGAUGCACGGAGUCUGCUUCCCACGUAAGAAGCUGCGCAGUAACUACACGGCGCAGACCAUCGCGCGGCGGAGCCGGGCCUUCGAGCAGUACCUGUCCCACCUGUGCUCCGGGGCGGUGCUGAGGGGGGCGUCCUGCGUCAGGCUCUUCUUCUACCUGCCGGACCUGCUGACCGGACAGCUGCUCAUCAGGGUGGGGCGGUACCAGGAGGCUCUGGGUCCACUGCUCAACGCUAAGAGACUGCAGACCAAACUGGGCCACCCUCAGGCCCCGCCCACCACGUCGGCCACGCCCACACCACUGGCCCCGCCAACUCUAUCGUCCACGCCGACCGCAUUGGCCCCAUCCCCCGCCUCCCCCCAUUGGCUGUUCACGCUCGUGGCACUGGCCAGCUGUUUCCAGGAAGUGGACCAGCUGGAAGAAGCUCAGGAACACUGUGACGAGGCCCUCCGCCUCCUAGCCCCGCCCCCACACACCGACAACACCUUUGAGGACAGGCCACACCCCCAGGAGGAUGGGCCACACCCCCUUGGUGAUAGGCCAUACACCGCACUACCGAUAGAACUUCCCCAAACUAUGGACAACCUCAGCCCAACCAAUGAAAACCCUCCUCUGCUCCUGCCCAAGCCCCACCCACUCCUGCUUCAGUUGCUAAGGGCCAUUGUUCGGUUGUCAUGGCAAACAGGAAGAGACAAGCGGCAGUGGGAGGGGCUUCUGCAGCAGCUUGAGGAGCAGUGGGUGGAGCCUGACAACCAGCCAACCAUCAAGGAGUUCCUGGUGAAACAAGACCUGAGAGAGACGGAGACGGAGGGGUAGCGCACACACACACGCACACACACACACACACGCACACACACGCACGCACGUGCACACACACAAGAAAACACACACACACACAAAGACGCGCGCACACACGUAGACACUUUAUUGAGGCACCUUAGUGUUGCACCAGUAGUAGAAGUAUCUACCAAGUAUAUCGUAGCACCUAGUGGCUAGCAUUAAUAAAGGGAUUAGCGAGCUACUUUUAGCCUUAGAGGUGAGAGUGCAGGAUUAACUAGCAUCCAGCGAUGAGAUCCGCCCUCCCCUUCCGAACUACGGAGUCCCAUACUGGCCUAUCGGGGGCCAGCAGGUAACUUCCACAAUGAUGUCAUCGUAUACGACCGCAUCGUGUAGCCAAGUAUCGUGUAACAAGGUGCCUUGAACGAUUUUAAAUGGUAUCAUACAGUGAACUAAAUAUACUGCACCUUUUAAUGAAUAUAAUUAGCUAUCUAGCAUUAGCAUAAACAACGGCAUUUAGCUGGCCGCCUAUAUAGCAUGAAUAUGGCGAUUAGCUGACUUGAUUUAGCAUUAAUAAAGGCAUUCAAAAUGCUACCUUGAGCAUUAAUAAAGGCAUAUAGCUAACUAUCUUAGGCAUUAUUAAAGAUAUGUAGCUAGCUAGUUUUAGCAUUGAAAAAGGGUAUUUUAAGCAGGUCAGUACUAAGAACAGAUGACGUUUGUUUUGGACAAAACCACUCAUUAGGAAGCACAUUUUGGAAUGUGUGCUCAGUGUCAGAGGGGGUGAGUUGAAGAAGAAUCAUGGCUGAUUUAUGUCUGGACAGAGACAAUGUCCGCCAUUACUUGCGGUCUUUGCAGGGAAGACUGCAGGUAAGGUAGCGGACAGAACAUAUCGUUUAGGCCUCUCAAAAACACGUUUUUACACAUGUUGGACUUCCUGAAGGCACAAAGACAUUACAUAAAGCUGUGUUGGAUAACGUCUUAACUCUGAUGUAAACACACCAAGCACACCACAGUCUGCUGCUAGCGUACAAUAUUAUCCUCUUUAUAGACAUGUAAAGGAACGCUAUUAUAGUCCUCAUGUAACCUAUAAUACUGUGCAGCAGGUCCUUUCUGAGUUAUCUCUGUCGCUUUCGCUACAAUAUUUACACUUUUUACAGUGCCACGUUUUUUAAUAUCUCUAGGCUUCGUCCACAUCCUUUUACAUUGAUCUUACAUGUUUAAACGAGGAAGGAAUAUGUGGAAUGGAACUUUAAGGCUCCUUUUAAACGUAUCGAUAUAAUGGUGCAUGAUUCAUAUCUGACCACUAGGGGGCAGAGGGUCCCCAUCUGACCAGACGGAGGCCUUAGUCGCCCAAAAAGCAUUUUCAACAGCACUUAAAGGACCCUAGCCGUUUGGAAAUCUCGCACCUUUGUGUGUGAGAAGUUCUGGAAACUAUUCAACAGGAUUAAAUACAUUUCAGUUUAUUUAAUUAAAAUAGGAUUUUAGACAUCAAGAAAUGUAUUAUUUGAUAAAGGCAAUAGAAGUCAUUUGGGUGUUUAAUUAAGGGACAUAGGACCUUUCUGUUGUUCACCUGUGGUGAGUCCCAGCCGUGGGGUGAAGGUGGAAGAGCUGCUCUGUUCAUGGGUUCUGUGGAGGAGGGUCCAGGGAACUUGUUUUUUCUACAGUUGUGUUUUAUAGAAUAAAGGUCUUGUCUCGGCA
Gadus macrocephalus (Pacific cod) is the source of this 3375-nucleotide messenger RNA. RefSeq names its product sorting nexin family member 21 (gene snx21). Gene Ontology annotation, cellular component: early endosome membrane. Bases 298 to 1716 code for a protein of 472 amino acids. Gene Ontology annotation, molecular function: phosphatidylinositol phosphate binding; protein binding. NCBI's taxonomy places the organism in Eukaryota, Metazoa, Chordata, Actinopteri, Gadiformes, Gadidae. The transcript has 6 exons. The record is from RefSeq and is a predicted model, not a curated record. Gene Ontology annotation, biological process: protein transport.